Molecule: messenger RNA, 2844 nt
Organism: Caenorhabditis bovis
Lineage: Eukaryota; Metazoa; Nematoda; Chromadorea; Rhabditida; Rhabditidae
Source: the annotation of a GenBank genome assembly
AUGAUGUUGACUUCGGCACCGCCUGCUCCAAGUACUGAUGACUGUUCAUCGUCAACAUCACCUACAAACACAUCAGCAUCUGAAACAAACUCAAUUGAUAUGCUGACAACACUAUUAAAUUCAAACGCUACCGGGUUGCCACCUUCAACAAACGUUGCUAAGCAGGAGAGUUCUCCAAAAACUCAUCAAAUACCUACCAUAUUCUCUCCGGAAGCGGUCACAUUACUGCAAUUCAGCCAAAUAUUUCAAGCACAGCAAGCUGUGGCUCAGGUACUUCAAUUGAGAAUUUUUUUAAAAAGACUUCAAGCAGCGGCUCAUCAACGCCAGCAAAUUCAGCAGCAGCAACAACAGCCAGCGGCAUCGUCAACAACGCAAGAACGUAAACGAUCAUAUCCAUGCACGUUUCAAUACUGUGUGAUUUGCCAAAAAGACGUGCAUUCCUCGAAAUUACCAUGCCAUAUACGCCAGUGUCAUGUUGCGAAACCAAUGUUUCAGUGCCCAGCUUGUGAUUUCACUUCAACAUACUCUAAAAACAAUGUUAAAAGUCACAUGGUGUCAUUGCACGGCCUGGCUGGAGAUCCAAUUAGCUACAUGGACAAGUACGCAGGCCAAGUAGAAGAAUACAUGAAACUUUGCUUUCCAAACGUACGCGGACGAGGAAGGCCUAUGCAAGGACGUUCUUCCCCAAAAUCGCCAGUAAGCCCUAAUCGAAGGUUGUUACCGGGAAGAAAGGCGACAAUGACACGAUCCGACAUUCUUUCAAUACCCACAGCUUUCAAUCCAUUAAGAAAUUUGCGAUUCAAUCCAAUUCCAUCUAUAUUCCCUCAUCACAACAACAACAAUAAUGAUUUGAUGGUUCCGAAGUCGAGUAUAAAACAAGACGGGCAAACGGAGCAAAGCUCAUCGGCUCGAAUUCAAGCGUUUAAACCGGAUGAAUCGAUUCCGCCAAAAUACAUUGAUGUCGAUUUCAAUUGGUUUCUUUUGAAUGUCGUACAAACUAAGAAGACGGUCUUCGAUUCUACUUUGAACAUUGAACGCAUUACCAGGAAAAUUUCGGGACAUCUUUCUCCGAAAUUGCUGAUUGAUGAAAAAUUCCGUGAAAAAAUCGAAACCGUGCGCAGACGUGUAAACUUACAACUUUUUGAGAUAAUGUUUGCGAUUCAUAGGAUGGAUCACAAAGUACUUGAUAUUCCUCUAAUAGACCUACUUCUGGAAAUUACGCCUACUACAGUUGAUUCACAAAUUUUGAAAAACCUGAAAAGCGUCACAGAUCCAAAUGAAGAAUUUUUGUUAGCACUUACAAAAAUUGAAAACCUUGAAGAAAAAUUGCGUGCAGUGCGCAUUAUCAAUACAUUUUCAAUGGACAUUGACGCAAUUGAAAAAAGAAUCCAAAUUUUCACAAAUGUUUCUCAGUCAAUAAUUGACAGCUCCACUCUUCAAGAAGUUCUUCAAAUGAUUCGGGCCAUUCUUAAUAUUUCACUAUUCAAUGAUCCAACUUGUUCGACUGUUGGUGGAUUUUCAUUGAAUCAAAUACAAACGAUUUUAAAUACUACGACAAUUGAGCAAAAGUCGGUUAAGACUCAACUUCUUGAAUGUAUUCAUGAAGAUGUUAUUAAUUUUCGUGAUCUGGAUCAAAUAAUGAAAAUCAUAGAACCCGUCCAACAAGAUGGCGUCUUCCAAUUACUUGAGGAUCUGUGCAUUAUUGAAGAGCGCUUAUUACGUGCGGAGCAAGAAGUCGAAAGAAAUGGACUUAAAAAUCAGCAUAAAGAAUUUUUCGAAACUUCAAAUGGAAAACUUGACUCCGUGAAACAAACUUUCUCUAGUAUGAAGAAGAAACUCAUCCAGCUAACUGCUUAUUUCGGGAACCCUUUACCGAGAAGUUUUGAAAUCGUUGAUCCAAACGAAACAUUCAACAGCCUACAAUUUCUGGUCGCAACACUCAUAGGGUGCUACUUCUAUUUUGGAAUUCAGCAAGAAAGAAUCGUUCAAGGAAAAUAUGAUGGCGGUGAAAAGUUCACGUUCACUCAAGCCUUAGUGUUUUUUCUAUGCACCGCCAACACUAUUUUCGCAUAUAUUUUUCGAAGGAAAAAAGAUAUUGACAACGUUCCAAUAAGAAUGUAUGCUGCAUCAGCCGCUAGCUAUCUCUUGGCAAUGAUUUGUAGUAACCAGGCCCUUCAAUAUCUUUCGUAUCCGACCCAAGUCUUAGCAAAGUCAUGCAAACCUAUACCGGUUAUGGUUUUUGGAGUGUUAUUUGCUCACAAAUCAUACAAUAUUCGAAAAUAUCUCUAUGUUAUCUUGAUCGUCGUAGGUGUUGCUAUGUUUCUUUAUAAAGAUAAAAAGUCAACUGUUGAAAACCAAUAUGGAACAGGAGAAGUACUAUUGAUUAUUUCCCUUGCAAUGGACGGAACUACCACAUCAAUUCAGGAUAGAAUCAACAAAAGCUAUCAAAAAACAUCAUUAUCAAUGAUGUUCUACAUUAAUUUAUAUUCAAGCUUAUACCUAUCAGCGGGGUUAGUUGUCACCGGAGAGCUCUACUCGUUUUUCAAUUUCCUUCAAAGACAUUCAUACGUAUUCUGGGAUUUGGUUUUCUUAGCCGCAGCAUCCUGCGGAGGGCAGUAUUUUAUUUUUAAAACUAUUAGCGAGUUUUCACCUCUUACAUGUUCUAUUAUCACCACAACUCGAAAAUUAUUUACGAUAAUAAUUUCGGUUAUUUUUAUGAAUCAUCCAUUGACUACUCGUCAAACAAUUGCAACAGGAAUCGUUUUUAGCGGACUAACGAUGGAUGCAAUUGAUGGAAAAAUUUCAGCUAAAAAACCUACCCAAGCUGAAGUCAAAGUUCAAUAA